AUGCAGACAAAGAGCAAGAACAAAGUGAAGCAUCACACUGAAACACCCCUGUGGGUGCUCCCGAGCGCUACGGUAGUGUCACCAGGUUGGAUGAAAUUGACGAAAUUGAUUACUUGAGUAAUAGACUUGUAGUGCGUAAAAUUGAUACCUGUAGUUGCAGCCGUUGGACCCACAGUUUCUAAUCGGCGCAUGACGGUUUUUUCUUGUUGAUGUGGCUGAGUCGAUAAAUCUGUCACGACGCUGAUUAGGGCACAGCAAAAGAGUGUCGUGCUAGUUGUCAGCAGCCUAUAUUGUUGCUUCUUAGCUGGACUGCUCUGAUGUGCCUCCCUGUGUCCUCCUGCGCUCGCGCUGUGGUAAUGGACCGACUUCGUGCGUCCCUGUGGCAUUUACUUUUUAUCAGUACGAAUUUACUUCAACUUCGUCAAUUUCCAACUACUUGAAGAAACUUUCAUAACCGAAGACGCUAACCUGCUUGUGCCAUCCGCGGAUGUCGACGCAAUGGGCAGCACCAGGCACCACGUCGGAGCGCAGCACGAAGAAGAAAUUGCAGGGCGGCAGGGACUUCAUGGUGGGGGUGAUCUCGUCUCUGGUGCGUCGCGUGGGUCAACCUCGUUUAUUGCUACUACCUUAGCAAAAGCAUCGCCUACGCCAACGACCGAUUUCAAGCCGGUCGAUUGGUUUUCGUGUUUUUCGUGGUGUGAGCGCUGCAACUGCGACGUCACAGUUAAGGACGAGCUCGGAUUAAGCCCGGAGGAGGACACGCUCGGGGAUAAGAUCGUGGGAGCCACUUGCGGUCGGUGUAUAGACGCAUGUUGCCCUCCCCCCCCCGCCGAGACGGUGCAGGAAGGUCCGCAGGCGUAUCCAGCACCACCUGAUCGCGCAGAGACCGAGAGCACUGUGUCGAAGCCGUCCACUAUCGCAACUGGGUCAACGAGUGCAACUUGGUUCGGACCAAACCAGCUGGCGGCACUGCGGUCCAGCAUGUUCGCCCGAGAAAUGCCAACGCGAAACGAGAAAAGCCAAAACGAAGAAAAGCCAAAACGAUGGUGGCAAAGAUGGUGGCCGAGGAGCAGGUCGAAUCCGACAGCAGCGACAAAAUCCAGAUCCCGAUCUUGGUGGUCGAGGCUGCCGCGAGCACCAUGGAGCCGGUCACGAAGUCGCAGCUCGUCGACUCUGCAGACCUCGUCCUCUCCGCGGGUCGCGCAGAAACAACAAGGUGGGAGCCAGCAAAAGAAUCUAAAUCCGGACAUGAAGUACAACGGCCAAGAAUCGCCGGAAAUCGUCCACCACCUCGGAACCUACAACCCGGACCAAGUCGCUGAAGAGUGGACGUGGUCGCAAGACUCCGUACAGGCAGGCCGAGACCCCGCUGCUGGUGGUGACGUGAAUCUGCUCGCGGAUGGCGACCUCGGCGCGGAAGGAUCAACUCGCGGAAAGUCCUCGGUCUCCGGUACUAGCACUUUGAUGCAGACAAAGAGCGGUAACAAGAAGAACAAAGUGAAACACACGACCAAUGGGAUGAAGAACGCGAUGAGCAGAACAACUACGACGCUGCAACACAUGCAGGACUCCCAGAUCGGGACGUCGAAACAAGACGUGGGACUGACGCAGGAACUACAAGCUGGUAACUUUGCUAUACAGAUUUCGAUUUGCCAAUCAAGUACUUACGACUCUAGUUUUUCUGUAAUUCAUCUCGAUCAACAUGGUUGUGACGGUGCGGGGCUGAUGCUGCGGUCCUGAUCAUGUUUGAACGAUGUGAUGAUUUCGAUCUCGAAUGUAGCGCUGAAUCAAAUACCAACAUCUUCAUCACUCAGGUUCGUCAACAUCUUCCUCUCGUCCCUCCUCGCAGCAGGUUUUGAUGGAGGAUUUUUUGGAAAUCCAGGACGGCAAGGAAGAAGUCCAAGUCGGGAUGGAAGACGAGUUGGAUUCAAUGGAUGUGGACGACGGGAAUGAGCUGGAAGGUAUGGACCCCUGAUAUAGGGCCAAUUGAAUCAACUUGAAAUUAGUAAUUGCACACUAUGAACAAGCAGAGCAUGACACUGUGAAUUACGAAGACAAACACAAACUGCAUCCACAUUAUAUUCGCGGUUUCUACUACUUACAGCUUUACCUUUAUCAUGCAGAAAAUGUAUAUGUAUUGGAAUAAAAUUAGGAAACAAGAUAAGAAAAAUGCCAUAGCUGCACCAUAACGAAGCUUCGAGCCUGCAUCUAGUACAGGAAGGAUUUUGUAAGCACUGGUCCGAAGAAGUGAUUGUUGGGCCGCGCGACCUUGUGGCGCUGAAGAAAUACUCGCUCUUCACCCUCUUCUCUCGCCGUUUCUUGGCAUCAAGAU
This is a messenger RNA of Amoebophrya sp. A120, 2332 nucleotides long. NCBI's taxonomy places the organism in Eukaryota, Dinophyceae, Syndiniales, Amoebophryaceae. The record is from the annotation of a GenBank genome assembly.